UUGUAUCUAUUGAUACAUAAAUAAACCCUAGUUUCUUGCGCUCUAAGAUCUCUGAGGAUUCGAAACUCAUUGGGAACCUGUAAAUACUGAGAAACCCAUUCGUAAUCAUCAUCACUAAAUAUUCGUAUUAACGGCUAGAAGGUUACGUUUUUGUACUGUGUAAAAAACGUAUCAGAUGUCUCUAAAAGAGCAACUAGAUAACUUCAAGAAGCAGCAAGUAAAAUGCCAAACCACGCUUUCAAACAUUGCUUCUUCAAGACCGGGGCCUUCUUCUUCUUCUUCUUCUUUCUUGAGGCGGCCCGUGCCUGCAGCGGCUAUAAGUCACAGUAAGCCUUGUGCUCCUGUCAAGUUUUCAAGCGAUACAGAGCGGCUUCAGCUUAUCAACAGUGUGAGAAAAGCUCCUGUUGGAGCUCAAAUCAAGCGUGUCAUCAGUCUUCUCCUUGAGACAAGGCAAGCCUUUACUCCAGAGCAGAUAAAUGAGAGGUGUUACGUUGAUAUGCAUGCGAAUAAGGCUGUUUUUGACAGUAUGAGAAAGAACCCAAAAGCUCACUACGACGGAAGAAGAUUCUCUUACAAGGCUGAGCACAAUGUAAAUGACAAGAGCGAGCUUCUUUCCUUGAUAAACAAACAUCCUGAUGGUAUUGCGUCUAGUGAACUCAAAGACGCUUACCCUAACGUCAUGGAGGAUUUGCAGGCCUUGAAAGCUUCGGAAGACAUCUGGUUGCUAUCAAACUCACAAGAGGACGUUGCGUAUCCAAAUGAUUUCAAGUGCGAGAUUACGGUUGACGACGACUUCAAAGCUCUGUUCCGAGACACAGAGGUCCCGAGCGACUUCUUGGAAGUGGAGAAGGAGUUGAAGAAGCACGGUUUGAAGCCGGUGACAGACACUGCAGCGAGGAGAGCUGGUGAACAGAAGUACGGGAUAGUGAUGAGUAAACCGAAGCAUAAGAAGAAGAGGAGACAAGAGAUCACCAAGAGAACCAAACUCACCAAUGCACAUCUUCCUGAGCUCUUCCAGAGCCUUAGCGCCAGCACUUCCCGUAACUGAAAAACCUCAUUAGUGGAUUAUGGAUAUGAUUAUGUGAUUAAAUAUUCAAACUGAGCUCCUCCGAGUUUUUUUAAUUUUACUCAUGAACUAUAUUAACAGUGGAGAACAAACACAAAUUGUAUAUGCUAUGAUCUUGAUUUCACAAAAUAGAGAAGAUAUAUUAUCUCA
This is a messenger RNA of Raphanus sativus (radish), 1216 nucleotides long. RefSeq lists its product as uncharacterized. Gene Ontology annotation, cellular component: transcription factor TFIIE complex. The record is from RefSeq and is a predicted model, not a curated record. Gene Ontology annotation, biological process: transcription initiation at RNA polymerase II promoter. The transcript is spliced from 5 exons. The coding region runs from base 176 to 1048 and encodes 290 amino acids. Lineage: Eukaryota; Viridiplantae; Streptophyta; Magnoliopsida; Brassicales; Brassicaceae.